ACAUUUCCACAUCCAUUUUCACACAAAACCCAAAACAAAAAAAAGUUUUUUUUUUUUUGUAAAAGAGCAUAGCCAUGAAUUCUUCUCUUUUAACUCCAUCGUCUUCAUCAUCUUCUCACAUCCAAACUCCGGCGAACUUCGACCACGACGACUUCCUCGACCACAUCUUCUCCUCCGCUGCUCCUUGGCCCUCCGUCGCCGACGACGACGGCAGCGUUCCUCUGCCGUCCUCUGAUGUCCAGCAGCAGCAGCAGCAGAUCAUGAUGAUGCCUUUGCCCUCUCUGUCCAACGACGUCGUUGACGGCUCUGUCCAAGCUCUCUACAAUGGCUUCUCCGGAUCUCUCCCUUUCCAUCUCCCUCAGGGGCCGGGGGGUGGGAUGAUGAACCAAGGGCAAGGCCAAGCUCCGGAGACGGCGGCGCCGCAGAAAAGCGCGUCGGCGACCACCGCUACCAUCGGAGGCACUAAGUCUAUCGGUCCGAAGCCCAAAGUCAGAGCUGGGAGAGGAAAAGCCACUGAUCCACACAGUAUCGCCGAACGGUUACGGAGAGAGAGAAUAGCGGAGAGGAUGAAAGCUCUUCAGGAACUUGUCCCUAACGGCAACAAGACAGAUAAGGCAUCCAUGCUCGAUGAGAUUAUCGAUUAUGUCAAGUUCUUACAGCUCCAAGUCAAGGUACUCAGCAUGAGCAGGCUGGGUGGUGCUGCUUCUGUGCCUUCUCAUAUCUCUGAGGGUUCCGGCGGAGAAAGGGCUCCGCCCGGCGGCUCCACGGCGGCGAACUCCGGCGGCAGAGACAGCCUGACGAUGACGGAACACCAAGUGGCAAAACUCAUGGAGGAAGACAUGGGCUCUGCCAUGCAAUACCUCCAAGGCAAAGGUCUCUGCCUCAUGCCCAUCUCCUUAGCCACCGCCAUUUCCACCGCCACGUGCCACUCCCGCAACCCACUUCUCACCGGCGAAGGUGGUGGACCCUCCUCCCCCAACGUCUCCGUCAUGACCGUGCAGUCCACGAACACUACGGCGCCGGCGAUGGGUAACGGUAACGGCGUGGGUGAGGGGUCGUCAUCGUCUGCCGUUAAAGACACUCCCUCCGUUACGAAGCCGUGAUAACGGCCGUUUGUGGUUUCGGUUUAGGAAAGAAAAAAAAAAAGACAAUGAA
Messenger RNA from Tarenaya hassleriana, 1155 nucleotides. RefSeq names its product transcription factor bHLH66. The record is from RefSeq and is a predicted model, not a curated record. The transcript is spliced from 7 exons. Gene Ontology annotation, biological process: regulation of transcription by RNA polymerase II. Bases 75 to 1103 code for a protein of 342 amino acids. Gene Ontology annotation, cellular component: nucleus. Lineage: Eukaryota; Viridiplantae; Streptophyta; Magnoliopsida; Brassicales; Cleomaceae. Gene Ontology annotation, molecular function: DNA-binding transcription factor activity, RNA polymerase II-specific; RNA polymerase II cis-regulatory region sequence-specific DNA binding; protein dimerization activity.